UCACCGAGUAUAAGAAGGGAAAGAACACGGCAUCACUACCUCCAGACAUCAAAUAACAUCUUAGAACGCCACAGAAACCUUCACAGACAGAGAGAUGCUUCUCUCUGUCCUCCUUGUGCUGGGCGUCUGCCUGGUGCCCAGUAAAUCCAAACCUAUGGAGGAAAGACUCGGCAGUCCUUUUCUUCAUAAAUGCUUCGAAGAAGCAAAGAAAAUAGUAGACGAUGCAUACAAAUACUCAAGAGAAGAGAGCCUCAGACGGGUCCGCAAGGAUGAGGUGCAGCCUCGUGAUGCUCUUCACCUCCUGAAGCAGCCUCGCGGUGACACUCGUUCAGCUGUGCGCUCUGCUGACUACAUGGCACAGACUCUCCGUUUGGUCCAAGAGAAAGUACAUCGUGUGCACAAGCGCUCCCUCAAUGCAACAGAUUUACUCACGGAGCAGGAUUUGAGAGAACUUGCCCGAAUUACUGGAUGUGAGGCUCGAAUCAGGAAUCCACCAUGUCACAACACACCAAAUAUCAACAAGUAUCGCACAAUCACCAGCGUCUGCAACAACUUCCGCACCUGCUCAUCCCGUAAAGGAGGCGAGGCGUUGGAGAUGCUUCUCUCUGUACUUCUUAUCCUGGGCCUCAUCCUGGUGCCCAGUCAAUCCAAACCUACAGGUGAAAGACUGGGCAGUCCUUUUCUUCAGAAAUGCUUUGAAGAAGCAAAGAAAAUAGUAGACGACGCAUACAUGUACUCCAGAGAAGAGAGCCUCAGACGGGUCCGCAGGGAUGUGGUGAAGCCGCAUGAUGCUCUUCGCCUCCUGAAGCAGCCUCGCGGUGACACUCGUUCAGCUGUGCGCUCUGCUGACUACAUGGCACAGACUCUCCGUUUGGUCCAAGAGAAAGUACAUCAUGUGCACAAGCGCUCCCUCAAUGCAACAGGUCUCAUCCUCAUGAUUUCUAUCACUUCAGGCUACAAUGCCUGGCGCAGGUUCUGUGGUCUGUCCCAGCCUCGUAACCAGGCAGAGCUGGCUCAAGUUAUGAGGAAUCCCACGCUGGCUCAGAAGCUGCUGGAGCUCUACGGGACCCCCGACAACAUUGAUGUGUGGCUUGGAGGAGUCGCAGAGCCAUUUGUGCCUGGCGGCCGCGUGGGUCCUCUGUUCGCCUGCCUCAUUGCAACUCAGUUCCAGAAAAUCCGUGAGGGUGACAGGCUGUGGUUCCAGAACCCCGGUGUUUUCACGCCACAGCAGAGGCAGGCUCUGUUCGCUGUUACACUCUCCAGAGUCAUCUGUGACAACACCGGCAUCACGUCUGUGCCCAGUGACGCUUUCAGCGUCGUCUCAAAUAGGAACCGUCUGGUGAGGUGCUCCGCUCUGCGUCGUCUGGAUCUGUUCCCAUGGAGGGAAAGACCCUGUGGCUUCGGAUCUCCUGAGGAUUGUUUGAGGUCCAGUGACGGAGAGAACCCAACCCAGACAGAUGAACUGAACACUCUGGACCCGCAGGACCCACUGGAUCUCCAGGAUCCCUUAGAUCCCGUGGACCCUUUCGACCUUCAGGAUCCUCUGGACCCCCAGGACCCUGUGGAUCCACAAGACCCACUGGAACUUGAGACCAAUGAGAUCCAGUAAGGCCAUUCAGCCCCAUAUGCCCUCUAGGAUCACCGAUAUUCAAACAUCAGUUUUGGGAUGACGGCCUUUACCCAGAGAGACUCAUUUGUUUCCGUCAUAAAGAAACAAAACAAGCCAACACAGAACUAGGACACACCUGUUUAUAUUCCUCAGUCAUUGACUCUGCACUUCUUCCAUCGAAGCAGAAAGCUGGGAUUACGAUGAAAUUUAUCAAGCUGGCCGUCAACGUCUUCUUCUCAGGACAUUUUCUUCUCUAUGGGACAGAAACACUCUCUUUCCUGGAUGAACUUCCCGUUAGAAAACACCAGUGACUCGUGGGCUUUUAAAUUUGUUUACGUCAGUCAUUCACAGCAGCAGAUGACUAGAUAAAGACACACCAUACCACUGCAUCCUCAUUUUACUCUCCACUGUAAUAAUAAGGCAUUUUUGUUAGUUUUAGCUUCAUACCAAUGGGUUUUAAUUGAACAAAUGUGUUUGACUCUGUUACAACUUAGUCUAUUUUACAAAAAACAAAAUCAUUAGGAUAAUUUUGAUGGGAUCAACCAGUAUUAAUUUAUGAACAUGUUUUACAUUAAAUCCUUUACCUUCAAAUAUUGUGUUAUGAUUUAUCUGAUCAUAUUUUUGUUUUACUGCAACUUUGUUGUUUUGCAUUGAAUGUUGAAUGUUGUAUUCAAUAAAGCAAUUGAGCGAUCA
Messenger RNA from Poecilia reticulata (guppy), 2302 nucleotides. The record is from RefSeq and is a predicted model, not a curated record. Lineage: Eukaryota; Metazoa; Chordata; Actinopteri; Cyprinodontiformes; Poeciliidae.